AUGGUAUAUGCAAAUUGUAGUGAAACUCAGUGUAAUUCUUUGAGAUCGCAAGAUGUGGAAGGAUCAAGCUCAUACAGGGACAUGAUUAUUGAUGCAAUUGGUCCUAACUUUGAUCCAUAUUAUGAUGCAAGUGAAGAGGAAAUGCCAAACCUUACAACUCAAAAAUUGUAUGACAUGCUUGAUACAGCAGAAGAACCUUUAUGGCCUGGAUGUGAAGCGCACACUCAAUUAUCUGCCGUUGCAAGAUUAUUAACAAUAAAAUCUGAGUUUCAAAUGUCAGAGAGGUGUUAUGAUGCUAUAUUGCAAUUUAUAAAAGAGGCAUUACCAACUAAUAAUAAGUUCGUUGAUAACUUCUAUAACACAAAGAAGUUUGUUGCUGGCUUGGGUCUUCCAUGCGAGAAAAUCCAUUGUUGCAUAAAUGGAUGUAUGUUAUAUUGGUGUGAGGAUAGUGGCAGAAGAAGUUGCAAGGUUUGUGAUCAUCCUCAAUAUAAAAGCGGGAAGAGAGGCAUAAGGAAUCAUAAAGAUUAUUCACCGAAUCAAAAGAUGUAUUAUAUUCCUCUGAUACCUAGGUUACAAAGAUUGUAUGCUUCAAAGGUGAUGGUGAAGGAUAUGAGGUGGCACAAAGAGCAUGAUAAAAAAGAUGGCGUGAUUUGCCAUCCUUCUGAGGCUGAAGCAUGGAAGCAAUUUGAUCUCAUACAUCCUCUUUUCGCAUCAGAGACUCGAAAUGUAAGACUUGGGUUGUCCACAGAUGGGUUUCAACCAUUUGGACAAUCAGGCAAGCAAUAUUCUUGUUGGCCUGUUAUUAUCACACCAUACAAUUUGCCGUCGUGGAUGUGUAUGAAGGACCCUUUUAUGUUUUUAACUAUUAUUGUACCUGGCCCCAAAAACCCAAAGCAAAAGUUAGAUGUGUACUUGCAACCAUUAAUAGCAAAGUUAAAACAUUUGUGGAAUGCUGGAGUACAGACAUAUGAUGUGUUCAAGAAACAAAGUUUUCAGAUGAGAGCUUCACUCAUGUGGACAACUAGUGACAUCCCAGCUUUUACAAUGCUAUCAGGAUGGAGUACAGAAAGCAAAAAAACUUGCCCAUAUUGUAUGGGUAAAUCAAAGUCGUUUAGCCUUGUUAAUGGUGGUAAAAAUUCGUGGUUUGAUUAUCAUCGGAAAUUCCUACCUACACAUCAUCCUUUAAGAAGAAACAUAAACGAUUUCCUAAAGAACAAGAUUGAAGAGUCACCACCUCCAUCUAUUUUUUCUUGGCAUCAAAUUUUGAAACAAAUCGAAGACUUAAAGUUGAAGAAAAUAACAGAAGUUGGUGCUGAACAGUGGAAUGCUCCUAUUUGUAAGUCAAGUGGAUGGCACAAGCGUAGCAUAUUUUGGGAUUUGCCUUAUUGGAGUACUAAUCUCAUCCGCCAUAAUCUUGAUGUCAUGCAUAUUGGAAAAAAUGUUUUUGAAAAUGUGUUUGACACGGUGAUGGAUGUGGAAGGCAAAACCAAAGAUAAUGCAAAAGCAAGAGAGGAUGUGAAAAUAUAUUGCAAGCAUAAAGAAUUGGAGAAAAAUGAAGCGACUGGGAAAUAUCCAAAAGCUUGUAAUAGCUUAAGUAAGGAAGAAAAAAAAGUUGUUUGUGAAUGGGUAAGUCAACUUCGGUUUCCGGAUGGGUAUGUUUCAAAUAUGGCAAGGUGUGUUGAUAUGUGCAAGUAUAAAAUGUAUGGAAUGAAAAGCCAUGAUUGA
Molecule: messenger RNA, 1725 nt
Organism: Dioscorea cayenensis subsp. rotundata (Guinea yam)
Lineage: Eukaryota; Viridiplantae; Streptophyta; Magnoliopsida; Dioscoreales; Dioscoreaceae
Exons: 1
Coding region: 1-1725 (574 amino acids)
Source: RefSeq, a predicted model, not a curated record